AUGGCGCAAGAAUUGACACACCCUUCUAUCAAAGACGGCUGGUUUGCUGAGGUUUCAGACACCAUGUGGCCUGGAUCGGCCAUGUCCUUGAAAGUUCAAGAGGUUUUGUAUGCUGGUAAGUCCAAGUACCAGGAUGUUUUGGUUUUCAAGUCCACAAACUGGGGCAAUGUCUUGGUUUUGGACAACUGUAUUCAGGUUACAGAGAGAGAUGAAUACUCUUACCAGGAGAUGAUCACUCACUUGGCCAUGAACUCGCACCCAAACCCAAAGAAGGCUUUGGUUAUUGGAGGUGGAGACGGAGGUGUUUUGAGAGAAAUCUUGAAGCACUCCUCUAUCGAGGAAGCUUGGUUGUGUGACAUUGACGAGACUGUCAUUGAGGUUUCCAAGAAGUACUUGCCAAACAUGGCAAAAGCUUACAACGACCCAAGAACCAAGGUGCACAUUGGUGACGGUUUUAAGUUUUUGGAGGACUACAAGAACACUUUUGACGUGAUCAUUACCGACUCGUCUGACCCGGAAGGUCCAGCAGAGUCUCUCUUCCAAAAGCCUUACUUUGAGUUGUUGAAGGGUGCUUUGACUGAGAAGGGUGUUAUCACCACCCAGGCAGAAAGUAUCUGGUUGCACAUGGACAUCAUCUCCAAAUUGAAGAAGGACUGCCAACAGAUUUUCCCUGUGGCUGAAUACGCUUACACCUCGAUUCCAACUUACCCCUCCGGUACUAUUGGAUUCAUGGUUUGUAGCAAGGACGAGUCCGCUAAUGUCAAGAAGCCAUUGAGAUUCGAGUGGGACGACAAAUUUGUCGACGAGAACUUGAAAUACUACAAUGCCCAAGUGCACGAGGCUUCCUUCGUGUUGCCACAAUGGGCUGACAAAAUUUUGAACAAAGACCAAUGA
Clavispora lusitaniae ATCC 42720 is the source of this 894-nucleotide messenger RNA. RefSeq names its product spermidine synthase (gene SPE3). Gene Ontology annotation, biological process: polyamine metabolic process. Lineage: Eukaryota; Fungi; Ascomycota; Pichiomycetes; Serinales; Metschnikowiaceae. The record is from RefSeq and is a predicted model, not a curated record. Gene Ontology annotation, molecular function: catalytic activity.